GUCAUUCAUCAACAUACACUCACACAUACAAGUUACUCGCGAUCCAACUGCCGACCGCGCGCCUGUUUACAAUUCUACAUUCUGUACGUAGUGACUUCACGGCAAGAACCCGUGUCUGUGAUUUAUUUAAUUUAUUAUUAUUAUAUAGAAUAAAUAGUUAUAAUAGUUCAAUCAUGGCCACCAACAGAGCAGCUAAAUCUGGAUUUGCCGCCGAAGCUCAGAGAAAGAUCAACAGCAAAUACAGCGAGGAGCUCGCCCAAGAAUGCUUGCUCUGGAUUCAGCAGAUCACAAACGCACCCGAGAACACUUCCGGGGACAUGGACAACUUCUAUGAUGUCCUGAAGGAUGGAACAUUGUUGUGCAAGUUAGUAAACAACAUUCAACCGGGGUUGGUGAAGAAAGUGAACGAGUCCAAAAUGGCGUUUAAGUGUAUGGAGAACAUCAACGCCUUCCUCGAAGCUGCGAGGCAGCUCGGAGUACCAGCUCAAGAGACCUUCCAAACUGUCGACCUCUGGGAAAGGCAGAAUCUAAACUCUGUUGUCAUUUGUCUGCAGUCUUUGGGCAGAAAGGCCGGAAACUUUGGCAAGCCUUCAAUAGGACCCAAGGAGGCCGAGAAGAACAUUCGGAAUUUCACAGAGGAGCAACUGAGGGCUGGACAGGGCGUGAUCUCACUCCAAUACGGGUCUAACAAAGGCGCCACACAGAGUGGUAUUAAUUUUGGCAACACGAGACACAUGUAAGCUAAGGCAUACAUUGGGUAUAUGUAAGCUUUCAGAAACUAAGGAUUGAUUGACGUUAAGACAUGCUUUUAGUCGAGAUUUUAUGUAACUAUUACAAUAAUUGUUAGCUAGUCUAUUUAAGCUGGCCAAUGCUGAUAGCUUAUUGUGCCAAUUAGUUCGGUACGUUCUUUUAAUAAAGUAACUCGUGAAGGUCAUAUUAUUAAAGCCAAUUAAAAAUUCACCUUACUUUCUGCUUUCUUGUAAUUAAGUAAUCUAUUAAUAAAUUUGUCUUUUAUGCGUUACAUAACACUCGACUUCCUUUACAUGAAACACACAAUUGUAUCAAUUAAUUAAAUAAAUAGUAAUAUAAAAUAUUAAAGCAUUCCCAACGUAAAAUAUCUUCCAAUAUUAAUAGGUGUGUACUGUUCUUAGAAUUUUAUAAAUAUAAUAUGUAAUAUCUAUCUGGUAGAGAAUUUGUUUCUCGUUAGCUAGUUAUUACAAAAUCAAACAGUUAUACAAAACUUUGUUAUUAGUCUGUAAAAGAUAAGCAUUUAAUAACUAUUCCGAAUUCAUUCCAUUUUGGAUUGUAUUUUUGUGCUGUUUUUUUAAUGUUGAUAUUAAAAAUAUGUUUUAUUUUUAUUUAUGCGUUUAAAUAAGUUGGCUAGCGUUUUAUAUUAUUAUUAAUAAUUUCUUUCAUUAUUAUGUAAGCAUUCCAUUUAUUCUCUCAUAGUAAUUGUGCCAAUGUCUGACAUUCCUUUAUAUAAACAGUACAAUUGUUAGAAUUAUAAAUUCUUCAAAAUAUAAGUACUUAAUAUUGUGCCUUCGUACUCCAUAGGAGUCAUAUUCUUUGACGGUGUCUACAAGAGAAUUCAAAAUAUAUUGGCUUCAAAUUAAAUAUAACAUACAACUACCUUGUAUAUUGUUUACUUUGAAUAUUAACAAAUCAUUCCAUAUUUAUAUAAUGUGUUAGUAUAAUUAUUAUACUGUGAUUGAUCAUUUUGUAAAGACACUAUUAUUAUAAUUAUAUAUUUUCAUAUUAAUAUGUAUUUGACGAUGCGUAAACAUGAUUUAUUACAGAUAGAAUGUAAGUUUCAUGAAGCACUCAUUUUGUGUAACUUUAUGGAAGUACGUAGAAUAAAUAAGUAUAAAUAUAAAUAA
Molecule: messenger RNA, 1877 nt
Organism: Galleria mellonella (greater wax moth)
Lineage: Eukaryota; Metazoa; Arthropoda; Insecta; Lepidoptera; Pyralidae
Gene: Chd64
Product: myophilin-like
Exons: 4
Coding region: 174-740 (188 amino acids)
Molecular function (GO): protein binding
Source: RefSeq, a predicted model, not a curated record